CAAUUACCUAAAUAGUUGCAAAAUUAUAAAGCAUAUUAAAAUACUUAUGGCAAACUUUUGAAUAACCGAAACAAAAGCAACUACAAAAAUUGCAAAGUAAAACGAACUUGCGCAGCAAAAAAAGUUUGCCACUAAAAGGCAAUAGCAGUCAAGUGCAACAGCAACAAAUAUAACAACAAAUAAGAGAAAGAGUUAAAGCAACAACAACAACAGCAACAAGGGAGCCGCAACAAGAACAACAUGGGAAAAAAGAGCUCCAAGUUGAAACAGGAUACCAUUGAUCGCUUAACAACGGACACAUACUUCACAGAGAAAGAAAUACGUCAAUGGCACAAAGGAUUCCUGAAAGACUGUCCCAACGGCCUGCUCACGGAGCAAGGCUUCAUCAAAAUCUACAAACAAUUCUUUCCACAAGGCGAUCCCAGUAAAUUCGCAUCGCUCGUCUUUCGCGUCUUCGAUGAGAACAACGAUGGCUCCAUUGAGUUUGAGGAGUUCAUACGCGCCUUAUCCGUCACAUCGAAGGGCAACCUGGACGAAAAACUGCAGUGGGCCUUCCGUCUGUACGACGUGGACAACGAUGGCUACAUAACGCGGGAGGAGAUGUACAACAUAGUGGAUGCGAUCUACCAGAUGGUGGGACAGCAACCGCAAUCGGAGGACGAGAACACGCCGCAGAAACGAGUGGACAAGAUCUUCGAUCAGAUGGACAAAAACCACGAUGGCAAAUUAACAUUAGAAGAAUUUCGUGAGGGUAGUAAAGCUGAUCCACGUAUAGUUCAGGCGUUAAGUUUAGGUGGUGGUUAAAUCGAUUAACAAUGGCCGAUUACCGAUAACAUACCCGAUUCCAAUUCCACAAAAACUAAGCGCGCAAUAAACUGAAAUAAAAAAGAAAUUAAAACUGCAAGUUGUUCGAAACCCGCUAAAAAAAAUUAAUUAACUUAACUAUAUGGAAGUUUGUGGGUGGGGGCGGGCUGGUACGGUGCCACGCCCCCUACCGCUUCGUUUGCAUUCGCUUCUCCACUCUUCACUCUCUCUUCUCUCCACGCUUUUCUCAAUUCUCAAUUCUCGAUUCCCGAUUCUCGUUUCUUGAUUCUCGAUUCUCCGCGCGUCGCUUGCGACACUGAAGAUGAUAAUAAUUUUUUGAUAUAUGGAUAAAGAAUAACUAAUGAGAUGGAAAUCCAAACAAACGAACCGAAAUGAAAAUCGAAAUGAAAUUAAUUUUUAAAUAUACACCAGAAUAUAAAUAUAUAGGAAAUCAUGGCGUAGUCAGAGCGCAGUUCAUAGCAAUAAUGGAAAAACAAAAAGAUGAAAAAAGCAAAACAAAAAAAAAAAGUCGAAUGAUAAAUAAACUAAUACUAAUUUUAACUUAAAUCGAAUGGCGCAGAGGCGCAAAUUAAUUUUUGAAGCAUACACCAAUUACGAGUAAACUAAUUAAACCUACGAUUAAAUCAGCAUAACUAUAUUAAACAAUUAAACGAUACAAUUAGAGCCGAACAAAGCCUACGCAUCAAUUGUGCAGCCUUCGAAGCAAAGCGAGUUAUAUAAACUCGAUCCGAGUCAGCUAAAUCCACUCACGACAGCCAACAGCAGCCACUAUAUCCACACUUAAUAUAUAUAUAUACAUAUAGAUACAGUAUCAAUCCGAUAAGUGGCCGCAAACAGGACAAACAGAGUUCAGAGUUCACAGCUUAGAGGUCGUCCAACAGCAGAGGGGAGCUAGCUUGAAAAGAUCAUAAAAAAAUAGAACACUUUAACGAUUACGAGAGAUACUUACACAUAUUACCCAUUUCCAAGUGCAUUCACUUUAGCAACUUGGGCAAUUUGGCAAUAUUUGAAUUAAAGAAGAUGGGGAAAAAUGAGAUAAAACUACUUCAUGUUUUCUGAUUCUCCAUCAGUAUUUACAUACUUAAUUUCGGCAACACCAAUGUUUUUGCAAGUGUAAAAAUAAUGCUUAGCUAGAAGGUUUCCCUAUAUCCAUUGCUUAAGAUUCUUAGCAAAUUUCCUUUUAUUCAAACUAUGUAUUUCGGUAGCUAAAAACUGCUUUUAUUAACAGGUCUUUGUUUUGAGAAAUGAAAGAUGAUUUAUGGGCAAGUUCCAUAAGCAGCAGAGAAUGUGUUUAUUUUCAGGCUCUACUUUCAAGCCAGCUGCCUCACAGUCAUGAAACGCACCUUGAUCAGCUUCCAUUCAGCUCCCCUGCGAAAAGAGAUUGAAUCUGCAGAUGAGUUUCGCCCGCAUACAAAAAGUGUUGCAUACCCAACAGGCGCAGAAAGGUGUUUGCUUUCGUUUGCUCGCUCCCUCUCUCUCUCUCUCCGUCUCUCUUUCAACUAUCUUUCUCUAUUUCUUUCCCUCACUCUCUCUCUCUCUCUCUAUCUGUAUAUUCUGCUUUGCCUUGUUUUCCGUUAAGCGUUAUACGUUUCCAACAACAAUAACCAAUCCAAACCUAACCAAACCAAACCAAACCAAACCAUAUUUACAAUAACAACAAUAACAACACGAACAUAUUGACAAUAGGCGGAGCAGGAUGAGCAGAGAAAAAAGGAUAUCCAAAGGUCUUGAGAACAGCGCCCAGAAAUCCAUAAUUCCAUGAAUCCAUGAAGCACAGCUCCAGAAUUCCAGAAAUAGCUGCGAAAUGAAGCCAUUAAUAAAUGAUAAGCUAAUGAAAGAACGCACAGCUACAACCAGAGCCACAUCACCAGCCAGAACAUGAACAUAUAUAUAUAUAUACACAAAUGUAUAUCCAAUAUCCUCGAGACGCAGCAGAAAAAAAAAGAAGCAAGGAAGUUGGAGCAGUUAUAUAUAUACAUAUAUAUAUAUAUACGAGUAUAACAAUGAAACAAAUCCAUCAUACGAUUUAAUUUCUAUUCUAUAUGCGGUUCAGCUUUAUUAUUGCAUUGAUUUUUCAAUAAACCAGUCAACCGUUUUACUAUUCCGAUGACUAUCUAUAAAUACUGAAUCCCCGCUUUCUCACGCCCCCCACCCAAAAAACAAAAAAAAAAAAAAAGAAAAUACAACCCGUUUAGUAGCCUUUGUGUAAUCUAGAUCUAGGGAGAUUUCGGACUCCCUGAAAGACACAAGCACUAACACUCACCCAAACACACACUCAAACACACACACGCUCUCACACAUACUGUAUAUCUAUAUAGUGCCUAUGUAUGUAGUAGUGUUUCUUAUGAUUUCGCCUGCUUUGCCUUCUUUGAGAACGAACAUUCCCAAUUGACCGAUUUACGUUUAUCUUUUCCUAUGCUUUCCAUAUAUUUAAGCACCGAUCUAAAAGAAUAAUCACGAUACAAAUUUAAGAGUAAAAUGCCGUGCAACCCAAACACUUCUACCUAAAAACACCGACACACGCACACACAUAGCCAUAUGUAUAUGUAUAUAUAUAUACAUGUAUGCCUAAACUUAUAUAUACUCUUUAUCGUAAGCACAGCAAUCGAAAGCAAGUUAAGGAACUAUAACGAAACCAAAAAUUGAAUACAAAAACGCUUCUAUAAACCUCACUGAAAUUCUUCAAAGAAAAAACUGAAAAAACACAUACGCAAACUGACACACCCACACACACACAAAAACACAAAAACACACUUGUACGAGUAUAUUAACAAUAAACGUAAUGCGAAAACCUAAUCAAUAAUUAAAUAAUUCGAAAGUGAUAUAGCUGACAAAACAAAUGUGUCUGUAGUAGUCUAGUAGUUAAAAGAAAUUGAAACGAAACGAAAGAAAACAAAACAAAAAAAAAAGGAAAUUUAUAAAUAAUAUUAACUAAACUAUUAUAUGUGACAGAUUAAAUUGGAGGCGACGGGGAAAACGCAACGCAAUUUUCACGUUGACCGCUCUUUUUUUUUUGUAAGCAGGCGGCUGAGGCGGAAAUAAGCAAAUCAAACUGUAAAUAACACUAAGUGAAUCACGCACACCACACCACAAGACACACCCUCACACACACACGCGCAUACCCACUCGCACACUGACAGAAACAAGGAGUACCGAAUAAGUUUGUUAACACCAAAAUAUAACGGGUCUUAAGUAACGAAAAAUAAUUAUAAUAUUAGUGCGAAAAAUGCAAAAAUGCAAAGAAGCAAAAACGCAGCAGAGAAGAAAAAUCAUAACAGCAGUAAGUUAGAGCAAGGAAUUUUUUUUUGUGGAUUGAAUUGGAUGGGUAUGCAAUGAAUCAAGUCAAUUGUAAUAGCCGACAAAACGAAUACGAGAAUUAUAAAAUAUUUAUAUUCAUUUACAAUGGGCCGGCGAGUGAGGCUUUUCCCCGGAAAAUGCGGUGAAAAGCAGUUGUAGAAGUCGAUGAAGAUGAGUUUCUUUCCACCGCCGUUGACAAACCACACGAAUGUCAAGUUAAACGUUUCACAAGCAAUAUUUUACAUACUUAUACAUGCAUUAUAUACACAUAUAUACUUAUAUAUAUAUAUGGGUAAAAUAUAUAUAUAAAUAAAUAUACGAUAAUAAAUAUAUACAUAACUUAUAUACACACUCCGCAAUAACGAGUCGACCGGCUAAAUAGACAUAAUAAUUAUAAUAAAAUAUUGCAUGGCAGAUACACGGAUAUCCAAGCGAAAUGUCUGAUCAUAAUGCGUGAAUAAGCGUUUAAAAACCAGACGAUAGCGGCAGAUAGUGGGGAAUUAAUAACAUUUUUAGUGAUAUUCUAUAGCAAAAUUGAAUCUGAUUUCCUUGCUAAGAACAAAACGAAAUGUAUAAAGUCACGAAGAAUUCAAAACCAAAAGCCGAAAACGAAAACCGAAAAUGUAACGAAAAUAACAUCAGUUUAAGCAAAAGGUCGUAUAUUUUACAAAAAAUAAAAGAAAACAAAUGCAACCAAACAAACAAAACGUAAUGAAAUGAAAUGAAAUGCUAAAAAACCAAAAUACCAAAAAAAGAAACCAAUUUUUUUCUCCCAUUUACCUUGACUCGACUUUCAUUUCGUUCGAUAUAUCCUGUGUACUACUCUAUUUGCCUUUACUUACCAUCAUUAUUAUGUCGAUUGUUAUUAUUAUGAUUGUAUGGCAAUGUCGAAGAUAACAAUUAUUGUGUAAACCUAAACAUACACAUGCAAAACGUAAAUGAAAUGAAAAUGAAAAAAAAUGAAAUGAGAACUUUAUAGAACAUACAAAUGAAAAUCAAAUUCUUUUACCAAGGAAAAAUACUUAAUUAUUUUUUUUAAGUAAUCGCCUAAGGGGGAAUGGAAAAUUUAUCUUGUUACUGUCAGAAAAUAUUACUUACUUCAAAUAAAAAUUUUAA
Drosophila santomea is the source of this 5238-nucleotide messenger RNA. RefSeq names its product frequenin-1. Lineage: Eukaryota; Metazoa; Arthropoda; Insecta; Diptera; Drosophilidae. The coding region runs from base 241 to 804 and encodes 187 amino acids. The record is from RefSeq and is a predicted model, not a curated record. Gene Ontology annotation, molecular function: calcium ion binding; calcium sensitive guanylate cyclase activator activity. The transcript is spliced from 8 exons.